GCGUCCAUUCGCUCCAUAUCCGGGGGGGAGAGGUGUGCUUGUGUGGGAGGCGUGUGGGAGGCGUGUGGCGGCCCGUCGUGUGGUGGUUUGCAAACUGCAGGUAAUAGAGGAGAUGGACAGUCCGGUUCCAUCUGCAAGUUCUUCACAGGAGUGGGAAGACAUGCUCUUCUUCUUGGUUUUCGCCAUAACCCAGUGGGUGCAUAGGCGCAAUGCGGUGGCCAUGGCCGUCCUCGAGGCUGUCGCAUUCACCCCGUUCCUGUUCGGGGACGCGGCGACGUCAUUGAUGCUCCUUGCAGGCGGGAUGAUGCACGGAUUUGCUCUCGCCAGUUUGGCUGCGGAGGAGUUGGGAAGACGCAUGGAGCGCCGACGACGGAUAUGGGUCGUGGAACGAAGCGGGGGUGUGUGCAGGGAUUUGCAGCGAGUUGGCCGUAAGCACGACAAGGUGUUUGUCCGAUUCUGCAGACUGCCUCGCCCGCUAUUCUUCAAAGUGCUGGGUAGAAUUGCACCCCAUAUCCAGCGAGCCCCAACGAACUUCAGGAAUCCUAUUCCUGCUGGUCAAAAGUUCGCCAUGACUCUCAUUAGGUGGGCGACCAGCGGGUAUUACCGGCAGACCUCGCAUGGCAUGGGCAUGGGCCUUGCGAGUGCCUUGCGUUGCAACGAAGAGGUCGCGGAUGCUAUCAUCAGCGAGUAUGGCCAUCUCCUUCGGUGGCCGAUUGGCCCUCGAAUGCAGGAAGUGGAGAACGCUUUCGAGGCGAAAGGGUUCGCCGGUUGCAUCGGUGCAAUUGAUGGCACCCAUUUGUACAUCGACAAACCGAAGGGUAUGCGCGGGGAAUGCUACUACCAUCACACAGGACAAUUCUCUGUCCAGUGUCAGGUAGUUUGUGACCACGAGUGCAGAAUCACUAGUGUUUACGUGGGGUGCCCAGGGUCUGUGCAUGACUCGAGAGUUUUGCGCAUUUUAGAACUGUUCCGUCAAGUCUCGCAAGGGGCACGUGUUUUCAGCGAGGGAGGUGCACACCUGCACGACGGCAGACACGUGGGACGGUAUGUGCUUGGUGAUCAAGGUUACCCUCUCCUGCCAUGGAUCAUGACACCUGUCGGGAGGACGGCUACAACAGCUCAGGAACGAACCUACGACAAUUGUCACUCGGCGGUGCGGUCUUGCAUCGAGUGCUGCUUCGGCCAACUGAAGGCCGUGUGGAGGAAUUUCAUCCGACCGCACAUCAGCAACAUGAAAACCAUUUGCAAGAAAGUGAUGGCAAUCUGCAUCCUCCACAACCUGAUGAUCGAGCACAGGGUGGAAUUUGACCCUGGUGUGCUCGAUAGUGGCAGCGAUAGCGAUGGUGACGACGGUCAUCGCAGACGCCGUCGUCGGCGGAGAGAUCGUCGUCGUUUUGUUCGUCACAUGCCCGACCUCAACGUUGAGCCCGUGGUGGACGAUGACCCUACAAACGGGUCCCGCGCUAGGGGAGUUGGUUCGCAGGAGUCUGAUCGAGCAUGUGGACCACCACGUGGCGGUUCAUGGUGCGCCGCCGCCAUGUCCGUGGCGAUAGUUGACGACGUGGAAGACAUGCCACGUAGGAUUUAGGGAUAGCGGCAGGGAGUGGCAGCAGGAGCGGGUCCGGCGUCGGGUCGGAUUGGUGGUUCAUAGGCUUCCAGGUUUGUGUGCGAGAUUGUCAUAGUUCCAGUGAAAUUCAGUGAUGGAAAAAAACACGUUCUCGUUCUCUCUUUCUUUCUCUCUCUCUCUCUCACUCUCUCUCACUUUCUCACUCUCUCUCUCUCUCUCUCUCUCUCUCUAUAUAUAUAUAUAUAUAUAGAUCGUCACAMACAUAUAUAUAUAUAUAUAUAUAUAUAUAUAUAUAUAUAUAUAUAUAUAUAUAUAUAUAUAUAUAUAUAUAUAUAUAUAUCGUCAUAUAUAUAUGCAACAUUAAGGGGGUAUGGCGGAAUUGGUAUACGCUACGGACUUAAAAAUAAAUUAGAAUUGCGCCUUUUUAAGAAUAUAUAUAUAUUCAUAUAUAUACAUGUACAAUAAAGAAAACAUAUAAUAUGAGUUUGUGUGUACACCCAUGCACAAAACUGGCUCCAACCACGAACAAACAAAAAAAAGAAAGUCAAUGCCACCUUCAUCACCCAGCCUGUCAAAUGUAUUGGCACAAGGAACGCUCAAGAGCAGAAAAAGAAAUGAAAUGGCCAACAUAUA
Molecule: messenger RNA, 2200 nt
Organism: Chara braunii
Lineage: Eukaryota; Viridiplantae; Streptophyta; Charophyceae; Charales; Characeae
Source: the annotation of a GenBank genome assembly